Cercocebus atys (sooty mangabey) is the source of this 597-nucleotide messenger RNA. Its product is annotated as interferon lambda-4-like. Lineage: Eukaryota; Metazoa; Chordata; Mammalia; Primates; Cercopithecidae. The transcript is spliced from 5 exons. Gene Ontology annotation, biological process: positive regulation of immune response; innate immune response; cell surface receptor signaling pathway via JAK-STAT. The record is from RefSeq and is a predicted model, not a curated record. Gene Ontology annotation, molecular function: cytokine activity. Bases 1 to 597 code for a protein of 198 amino acids.
AUGGACCAUCGAGGCACUGUUGCCCAGGUGGAGACUGCUCUGGACGCCUCCCAGGGGACAGUGGACGGCAGCACCUGCCGCAGCACGAGACACAGAGGGUGCACUGCAGGGAGGCGUGAGGGCAGAGGCCAAACCGAGGAGGCGGCCGGCUCCCGCUCGCUCUCUCCCCCUGAGCAGAGAUGCGGCCUGGAGCAGAGAGCAGAGAGUGUCUGGGCUGCAGUGGCCGCGGGACUGUGGGUCCUGUGCACGGUGGGCGCGGCGACACCCCCCUCCCCGCGCUGCCUGCUCUCGCGCUACCGCUCGCUGGAGCCCUGGACCCUGGCGGCGGUCAAGGGGCUAAGGGUCUGCUACGAGGAAGAGGCGCUGAGCUGGGGGCCGCGCACCUGUUCCUUCCGCCCCUGGAGGGAUCCUCCGCGGCCGUCGCUCGAGCUGGCACGGCCAGGCUCGUCCAGGAAGGUCCCCGGGGCCCCGAGGAGGCGUCAUAAACCGCGGAGAGCUGACUCACCUCGGUGUCGCGAAGUCAGCGUGGUCUUCAACCUCCUGCGCUUGCUCACGUGGGAGCUCAUGCAGGCUGGGAGCUGGGGGACUUGCCUCUGA